Molecule: messenger RNA, 2064 nt
Organism: Dovyalis caffra
Lineage: Eukaryota; Viridiplantae; Streptophyta; Magnoliopsida; Malpighiales; Salicaceae
Source: the annotation of a GenBank genome assembly
AUGGAUGGGAUUAAUUCUGGAUUUUCUUCAAAGUUGAAGCGAGCAAGACCCCCCGCUCUGCGAGAUUUUCCUAGAGGCUGUAGAGGGUUUCCAGUUGUGGCGAACUCACGUGAGAAUGAAGACGACGUUGCUGUCAAUCCUUCACAACAUUCUUCCAUGGAAACUGCACCAAACAAAUCCCCUUUCUCGCGGGUUUCUGAAAGAUUUUCCGCCAAACGGGACUUCCCUACUGGUUGUGGGAGACCAUAUUACUAUUCUGUUUCCAAAGAUGUUUUUUCCAAUGCUACUGAAUUUGAUGUGCCUUUAGAGAACCCUGUUGCAGAAACACCUCUAAGAAAAUGUUGUCCUCCAAGGAAUUUGAAAGUUCCAUCGGAUAAGCAUAAAUUUCCUUCAGGAAAACAGGAUUCUGGUUCUGCUUUUGAGGAAUAUGUUCUGACUAAUAAUUAUGCAAAUCAAAUUUCUGAUUCUGAUUCCAAGGACAAUGUCCCUUACAAUGAAAAGUCUGCUGUGGAUUCUCAACCAGUGGGAGCUACAAUGGGAGCUAAUGUUUUGCUGAUCAGGUCUUCUGUCAAUCUUGGUAAGGAGGAGCUUGAUUGGUGUCAAGAAUCAAGUGGUAGUCGUGUUAAAGUGAAGGAGGUUUUGGAAAAGUACCGGGACAUUCUUGCCAAGCUCCUCCGGAAAAACAAAGUGAAGCCAAAAGUACCGAAGGCUAAAAUCUAUAUGGAAGCACUAAUGCUUCUUAAAAGUGACCACAAAUGGCUUAAUACAAGAAAACAGUUAGGAGAGAUUCCAGGGGUUCAGGUUGGUGACAGGUUUCAAUGCCGUGCUGAACUAAUUGUAGUUGGCCUUCAUAGCCACUUUUACCAUGGCAUAGAUUACAUGAAGAAGGACAGGAGCAAUCUGGCGACAUGCAUUGUUGCUACUGAACGUUAUGCCAAUUACAUGGAAUCAUCGGACAUCUUGAUUUAUUCAGGGCAUGGUGGAAAUCCCUCAGUUCAAAAGAAGCAGCCACUAAGAGAUCAGAAACUUGAACGUGGAAACCUUGCAUUGAGGAAUAGUAUGGAUUCAAAAACUGUUGUACGGGUCAUUCGGAAGCUGCAUAUCAAGGGUUCCAAGGCAUCUACUUCAGAAUAUGUUUAUGAUGGCUUGUAUAUGGUGGAAAAAUUUUGGCAAGAGAGAGGAGAAUUAGGCAAACUUGUUUUCAAAUUUCGGUUGAAAAGAGUGCAAGGGCAACCUAAGUUAACUCGUGGAAUAGCAAGUAAACAGAAAACUCGUACAGUUCAGAAAGAGGACAUUUUAAUGAAUGAUAUCUCUCAAGGUAGAGAGAAAACGUUGAUUCGUGUUGUGAACAGUUUUGAUGGUGAGAGACCUCCACCAUUUGAUUAUUUAGCUAACAUGAUUUACCCAAAGUCACUUAAUGAAUCCAUUCCAAUUGGUUGUGAUUGUGUUGAUGGAUGCUCAGAUGAUGAAGAUUGUUCAUGCAAAAUCAAGAAUGGGGGAGAAAUUCCAUACAACAAUGCGGGAGGUAUUGCUCGAAAAAAGCCUCUUAUAUAUGAGUGCAACCCUUUUUGCAAGUGUUCUUCAUCUUGCAUUAAUCAAAUGAGCCAACGUGGUCUUCAAGUUCAACUUGAGGUAUUCAAGAUUGAAUCAAAAGGAUGGGGUGUAAGGUCAAGAUCCUAUAUUCGAUCUGGAAGUUUUGUAUGCGAGUACACAGGAGAAAUCAUUCAAAAGGAGGAAGCUAAACAUGGUGGUUCCUGCAGUGAUGAACACUUGUAUGCUGCAUUGGGAAAUAGCAAUGAUUCUGAGGGUUUAAGUUGUUAUGAUAAAGAUGGGGGUUUCGUGAUUGAUGCAAGCAAAUAUGGUAAUGUUGGGAGAUUUAUUAAUCAUAGUUGUUCUCCUAAUCUCUAUGUCCAGAAUGUCCUGUAUGAUCACGAUGACAGCAGAAUGCCUCACAUAAUGCUAUUUGCCAUGAAGGACAUACCUCCUUGCAAAGAAUUGACGCUUGAUUACAGUUAUAUGUUGAGGGGAAUUGGUGGUAUGGAAAGAAAGGGAAUGUCUACGUAA